Molecule: messenger RNA, 4828 nt
Organism: Anoplopoma fimbria (sablefish)
Lineage: Eukaryota; Metazoa; Chordata; Actinopteri; Perciformes; Anoplopomatidae
Product: solute carrier family 45 member 4-like
Biological process (GO): transmembrane transport
Cellular component (GO): membrane
Molecular function (GO): sucrose:proton symporter activity
Source: RefSeq, a predicted model, not a curated record
GCUCCUGGGCUGUACGACUGGUGACUCGCCAGCAUCUUAGCAAUGUGACAAAAUAUAUGGAAUAUAUUUUUUCCACAUCGUUUUUGGACAUUGUAGUCUCAUUAAUGAUGAUUCCUUCCUCCUCGAUGUUAAGCAAUUAUUUGAAUCUACAGUGAUCUGACCAGUAGAGAUGCUCUCUGAUUAAUCUUUCUGGAUAUCUUCGGCUUCUCUUAAACAGUGAGUGAUCAAGACCCUGGACAUUGCAUGUUGUAUCAGCAUAUAAUAACAUAGUGCAGUUCUGCGUACAUAUAUAGGAAAUAGUAGCAAUAAGUGUAAUACACUUAUAUAAACCAACCAUCAAACAAAAUCAACCCAUUAGCAGACUGUAAUGGGAGGCGAGGCAGAGGAGAGGGUGGCUUCGGGCCUUCCAGAGAGGAGGAAAUCCAAAGAAGAAACAGAAGACAGUGAGAGCGAGAAGGAAUUAGAGGCAGAGCGCAGGGUUCCACGGAUCCCUCUGCAUCGCUGGGUAAUGCAUGGGGCAGUCAUGUUUGGACGCGAGUUCUGCUACGCCAUGGAAACAGCCCUGGUGACGCCCGUGCUGCUGCAGAUAGGUCUUCCUGAGCAAUAUUACAGCUUAACUUGGUUCCUCAGUCCUAUCCUGGGUCUCCUCUUCACACCCGUGAUCGGCUCAGCCAGUGACCGAUGUACUCUGCGAUGGGGCCGGAGAAGACCAUUCAUUCUGGCCCUGUGUGUGGGUGUGCUGCUGGGAGUGGCGCUGUUCUUAAAUGGAUCGUCAAUAGGCCUUUCCGUUGGUGACAGUCCCAGCAGCCAGCCAAUUGGCAUCGUCCUUACUGUAUUAGGUGUGGUGGUGCUGGACUUCAGCGCGGAUGCCUCUGAGGGACCAAUCAGAGCUUACCUUCUCGACGUUGCCGACACUGACGAGCAAGAUAUGGCCUUGAAUAUUCAUGCCUUCUCUGCUGGGCUCGGCGGAGCAGUGGGCUACAUGCUGGGUGGUCUAGACUGGACUGGCACAGCUCUGGGUCAAGCAUUUAAAUCCCAGGAACAAGUCCUCUUCUUGUUCGCAGGCAUCAUCUUCAUUAUCUCAGUCACACUGCACAUGCUCAGUAUCCCUGAGCGACCUUUCGCUCCUUCCAACCAGCUGAAAGAUACGGCAAGCGGGGAGUCUACAAGCCAGUUGUCUUUCAGGCCUGUUGGCCACACGCCACUUUUACUUGAUGUGAUUACAGAGGAGGAUGCUUCGGUCCGAGCCCCGUCCAGAGAGGACAAAGAAUCAGAUGAUGAGGAAGGAGAAAUGGACUUCCUUGCUGUGGAGCGUGUGCGGAGUAAAAGCGAUUCAGUCUUAGCCAUGGCAGAUGCUACAAUCGAGUUGGAUUCUGACCUCGACCCAGACGCACAACGUUUCCUGCCGCAGUUGCAACACUUUCUACAAAAGACAGACGGAGAGCUAGACGAUGCUUUCAAGCCAUCAAACGACGAUAUUGGGUCCUCGUCUCCUUCAGGGGGACAACCUGCUAUUUCUGAUGGGAUGGUGGUUUUAGAGCCUACAAAUCCAGACCGGCCUGAUCUUAAGGGUCCAACAAACGGCACUCCUUCUCUGCUUCGGAUCAGUUCUGGUUCAGAGGACUCGCAUCUGAAAACACGGGUCAAGGGCAAUGGUGUCGAUUCUGGCUUCUCCUCUUCUGACUACUGCAAUUCGAUGAAAGGCCACGCCUCCUCUAUGUUGCCAAGCCGCCCCUCCAACACCUCAGUUUCAUCACGACCACACCCACACACCUUCUACAGACAGCCCUCCUUCACUUUCUCCUACUACGGACGAGUGGGAUCGCAGCGCUAUCGGCUGCGAAAAGCAACACCAUGGAGCUCUCGGCCAAUUACCACCUCCCACAGUCUCAACGACCUAAGUGAGCUCCAUCGGCGUGCAGAUAGGCGCGAGUUGCAGCUGUCAGCUAGCAGUCUGUCAUCCGAGGGCUCCAGCAGUGAGGGGGAGCUGACAGGUACAACUGUUCGCCUGCUCUGGCUAUCCAUGUUGAAGAUGCCAAGGCAGCUGUGGAGAUUGUGUGUGUGCCACCUCCUCACAUGGUUCUCCAUUAUAGCUGAAGCUGUGUUUUACACUGAUUUCAUGGGGCAAGUCAUCUACCACGGAGACCCCACGGCACCAGCCAAUUCCACGGAGCUACUUAACUACCACAGAGGAGUCCAGAUGGGCUGCUGGGGCCUGGUGGUCUAUGCUGCUACUGCUGCUGUUUGCUCUGCAAUCCUUCAGAAGUACCUGGAUAAUUUUGACCUGAGCAUUAAGAUUAUCUACAUUGUUGGAACCCUGGGAUUCUCAAUAGGAACCGCUGUCAUGGCAAUCUUCCCUAAUGUUUAUGUUACCAUGGUGAUGAUCAGUAGCAUGGGCAUCAUCUCCAUGAGUAUCUCCUACUGUCCCUAUGCACUACUCGGGCAGUAUCAUGAAAUCAAAGAGUACAUUCAUCACAGUCCAGAAAACACUAGAAGGGGUUUCGGUAUUGACUGCGCUAUCUUGUCCUGCCAGGUCUAUAUCAGCCAGAUUCUGGUUGCAUCGGCCCUUGGUGCUGUGGUAGACGCGGUUGGCAGUGUGCGUGUAAUUCCUGCAGUGGCCUCUGGAGGCUCCUUCCUUGGCUUCCUCACAGCCUGUUUCCUCGUCAUUUAUCCUGAUAUGGAGCCCAGCAGCUCAGAGCAGGACCUGAGCCUGACGGGUAUAAAUGGAGAUUCAGACCAAAACGGAGGAAGGACCAGUGACCAGAGGUUGGCUCUGCUGAACAUCACAGAUGAAGAUAUUUUGAAGAAGACAGAGAAUCACGCUGUUGCCUGAGCAUGUAAAGAAUUGUUUAGGUUUCUUCUCACUAAGCACACACCACAACAUGUGUGGAUUGUACCAAAUGCCUGUGCUUAUCUGAAGGAGAAAAGAUGACAAAAGAUGGCACAAAGUUCGACCUAAACCCCUUCUUCUUAAUUGCUACCUCAACCCUAAAACAAAUAACUGUGUAGAUGGCUAGAUGGAUAGAAGUAAGCCGUUAAAACACAAGGACCCACAUGAUAGUGACUAGGUGAGACUGUUCAAACUAACUUAGCUCAGACUACUGAAACAAAUGUGAGCUUUUAUUGCAAAAAACACCAACGGGAAGCACACAGAGCACUUUGUCUCACUCCUGAACAGUAUUGUCACACUGAUGCUGCAGAAUUUCUUUUUUUACGUAUUUUUUAUUAUUACGUAAUGUGUGAUAUUUUACUUCACAGAAGCUGCUCCAUAACUACUUAAUCGACAACCAUAGUGCUGUAAAAUUGUGUACCUCUGCAUAACAUGUUGACUGAAUACAAUUGUUAAUAUUUGUUCCAGUCUCUUCAUGCAUACUUGAUAUCAUAUUGUUAUUUUAGAAACGCAUAGCAAGCUUGUGCGCAGUUAGAAGUGCCUUUUUAAUAUGUUUUUUUUCUUUCUUGCCUGUACAGAAACAGCUGUUCUUUCAUGCCAUGAUACACAAAAAACAUUUUAUCAUACUUUUGUUAAGAAAUUAAGCCAGAAGCUGUGAGAAUGCAUGUUUGAGUCUGCGGACGGAUCUGUUAUCUGUUGCUUUUAUUCAAAUUGCAAUGCAAAAUCUGUGCCAAUAAAGCCAGAUUUUGCAUUGCCUGUGAAUUUACACUGUAAAUGCCAGUGUCCUCAUGUUCGCUCAAGUUUGACCUUAAGUGGUGUUGGGCCACAGCAGGAUCUGUAAUAGAGGCUGGCAUUUGUUUUGCUUUCUAAUGGAAAAAAAAAAAGGGUUUGAAAUAUACAUUCCAAGUACAGAGGAAAUGGGAAACAUCAUGACAUGUUUCUCAUAUGUAGUUGACAUGUAGUUUUGAUUUUUGGAUAGAAAGGCUCCGUCAUUAGAACAAUGUAAUUCCAUUAGCCCACAUUAGUUAAGUGUGCCAUGCUGAUCAUGUUGUAAUUGUAAAACUGUCUUGCUGUACAGAAAGGACAAAUGAGAAGAUAAAUAGCUCCCAUACUGCCAGGCUUCAGUUUACAGAGAACAGCAGACGAGGGUUAGCAGAGAGUCUGUGGAGGAUUGUGAACAUUAAGCAGCAUGCCAGAGAAUGUUAAAACAGUCCCUACACAGCUUAACAUAUCUGCAGAGUGCAGUGUGCACUAUUUAAUGAAACAGCAUAGUAUAUCCUCUUUGAAGGUACAUCUUAGGUAGAACCUUAUCACUCCUGAUUAUGGGAGUGAGUGUAAAUGCACAGAGCAGCCUUAAGCUCACUAAUAAGAGUAUUAGUAUUUAAUUGGGGAGGUUUGUUGUCAUAUAAUCAAUAUCAUGCUGCAUAUUGAAUGGUAGAGAGGAUCACGUCUAUGCAAGGCCAACUACAGAUCUAUGCAAACUAGAAAUUCCUUUUGGCCGACGUGUAAUGAGCAAAUGAAUCUUAAAGAGAAACACUGGACCUUCUCAGUUCACUUUCUUCUUUAAAUGAUUGUCUAACUCAGAGGUAACAAUGGUGGAAACUCUUGUGGACACAUUGCACAGAUUUUGUGUUUCACAGCAAGAAGGGGUUAACUUUUAUGACCUCACUGAGGGCAAGAUGUCGAGUGUAUGUUUUCCUGCUAGUCAUGCCAAGGCUUUGCCUGCCAUGACUGAAUGGUGUAUUCUGAUUUACAAUCACUACAAAGGGAACUUCCUAAUUCUAUGGCUUUUAUGCAUCAGAUAAUGAAGGGAAAAUGUUAAAAAAAUGAAUACAAAAUAAUAUAAUUAUUAACUACCGGUAAUUUCCCUGUAAAUAGUAAAGCAGAUGUGCUGUUAGAGUGUGUGUGUGUGUGUGUGUGUGUGUGUGUGUGUGUGUG